Molecule: messenger RNA, 2280 nt
Organism: Chelonoidis abingdonii (Abingdon island giant tortoise)
Lineage: Eukaryota; Metazoa; Chordata; Testudines; Testudinidae
Source: RefSeq, a predicted model, not a curated record
CCCCCGGGCCCGCCGGCUGCCUGGAGAACGGGCUCCCCGGGGAGGCGCAGGCCGGUGCCGCUGCAGCUGGCCUGGCCUCCCUGGUGGCCCCCUCCGAGGAGCACCCCAUGAUCCCCAGCGGGGAGCGCUUCACCUGCAGUAUCUGCGGGCAGAGCUUCAAGCACUUCCUGGCGCUGGUGACCCACAAGUACGUGCACCUGGUGCGGCGCACGCUGGGCUGCGCCGUGUGCGGGCGCAGCUUCGCCGGCGCCUACGACCUGCUGCUGCACCGCCGCACCCAUCUGCAGAAGCGCCACUUCAGCUGCUCCGUCUGCGGCAAGCGCUUCUGGGAGGCGGCCCUGCUGAUGCGCCACCAGCGCUGCCACACCGAGGAGCGGCCCUACCGCUGCGCCGUCUGCGGGCGCGGCUUCCUGCGCUCCUGGUACCUGCGCCAGCACAAGGUGGUGCACACGGGCGAGCGGGCCUACAAGUGCGCCCUGUGCAACAAGCGCUUCGCCCAGUCCUCCAGCCUGGCCGAGCACCAGCGCCUCCACGUGGUGGCCCGGCCCCAGCGCUGCCAGACCUGCGGCAAGACCUUCCGCUACCGCUCCAACCUGCUGGAGCACCAGCGCGUGCACCUGGGGGAGAAGGUGUACCGCUGCGACCUCUGCGGCAAGAGCUUCUUCUACCUCUCGUCCAUCCUACGGCACCAGCGGGCCCACAACGCCCGCCGUGACCUGCGCUGCUCCGCCUGCCUCAAGCUUUUCAAGGACCCCAAGUACUUCAGCAAGCACGUGCAGACCCAUCAGGGCGGGCACCCCUUCAAGUGCAGCACCUGUGGCGAGGCCUUCGCCAACACCUACGGCCUGAAGAAACACCGGCACCUCCACAAGCUGGAGCGUCUGGCCGCCCUGGGCCACAAGGACCCCUGAGGAGGAGAGAUGGGGAAGGGGAGACUGAAGCGGGGGCAGGUUGAGGCAGACCCCUUAGUGCCACAUAUCCACUGGGAUGGGGAGGAGGUUGGGGGCAGACCUCUUAGUGCCACAUAUCCACUGGGGUGGGGGGUCAGGUAGGGGGCAGACUCCUUUAGAACCACUGGGGUGUGUGGUAGGUGGGGGGGCAGACCCUUAGUGCCACAUAACCACUGGAGUGGGGGGCAGACCCCUUAGUGCCAUGUGUCCACUGGGCUGGGGGGGCAGACUAGGGGGCAGACUCCGUAGUGCCACUUAUCCACUGGGGUGGGAGGCAGGUUGGGGGCAGACCCCUUAGUGUCACACAUCCACCAGGAGGGUGAAAGGCUGGGGGGCAGACCCCUUACUUCCACGUAACUACCGGAGUAGGAGGCAGGUUGGGGGGCAGACCCCUUAGUGAUGUGUAUCCACUGCGGUAGGAGGCAGGUUAGGGGGAGGCUCUCUGUGGUGGCCCCCCAUUUCCAUGCAGGAACCUAGGUCUCAGUGGCCCCCUUGGGUGACCACCCUGCCCUGCUGAAGGACAUCUUGGCCCCUCCUGAUUUCAGGGAGCCUCCUCUGCCCCCACUGAUGGGCCAUGGACUCCCCGCCGGGAAGACGCUGCUGGACCUGGCACUGCCGAGGGGGCGAGACCCCCAGAUCUAUCCUGGACCCGGCCCGAUCCCAGUGCCCCCCUGGAUUGACAGGGGGAGUUUGGUAGAUCUCAUUGGCUGACUGUGCCCAGUGGUGCAGGCUGGGAUACUGACAGACUGACUCCCCAGCCGGCGUCUGGACAGUGGCACCCAGCCAGGGCUCAACACGGCCGGGGCACCCCAGGCUUCUCCCUCCCCACGCAGCCGUCUGGAGCUGGGCCUGGCCAGGACCUGAAUCCCGCUGGAGGGGGGCCAUGGCCUUCUGAAGGAGGUGCUCUCUGCAGGACCCAGCGCUUGUGCCGUGGGAACUCCGCUCACCCACGUGGCGCUCCCCAGGACUGGAGACUAAUGCUGGGGGGCUGGUGACCCCCCCCACCCCAACUCCCCAUUUUGCAGGGUGGAUGCAGGCCAGGCCCCAAGAUGGACCCAGGAGCUGUGCCACGAUUCGCUGGCAAAGCCCCCAGGCGGCUCUGCAGUGCCCAGCCCGGCAGGAUGGGCCCUGGGGUGUCCUGGCACCACUGUGGAGCUGGUAAUCAGGGCCGGGGCGUGGGGCGGCAGCUGGCUGUGCAGUGGGGCUGCCUCCCCUCGAGUGGGGCCAGCGCUGGGGCUCAGACGACGGAGUGGGGCAGGUCUGCCACAACGAACUCUCCACGGGGCAGACAGGUCCUAGUGGCUGGAUCUGGGGGUUGACCAGGCUGGUC